CGAGAACGCGAGUACGGACACGCGUUCUCGUGAGAACCGGCCAGUGUGAAAAGAACGUGCGUCACAAGCCCCGCCCACCCCGUCACGAGCCGCCUAACAGGAAGUAGCUCUCGAACUUGACAACAAGAAAGGCCGACAGCUCGGUGAAGUCUUCCUGAACACACCCCCUCUUAAAAUGGCACUUCUCUGACAUUGUUUUUACAUUUGCUUUUAAACCUUCCAAGUCUUCAUAGUUUUAACCCAUUUUAAAGCCUUUCAAAGAGCAGAGGUGCAGCAAUGACAGCCAGUAACACGUUAUGUGCGCUCCUGAUCGUCUCCAUAACAGCAUGCAGUCAUUUUGAGCCUGCAGACUGCUCCUCCCAUUGUGGCCGCGCUCCUCAGGUCAUCGACAGUAAAGUAGGGGAGAUCAGGAGUUCUGCCUACCACAGCUGGUCCUACCACUUUGGAUAUACCUUUGACUGCUGGGUCAUUAAGGGUUCGGAAGAUGAACCUAUUAUUCUCAGCUUUUCUCAGUUCUCUGUGCGAUGCGAAAAAGAAUACUUGUCUAUAAAAUCAUCGGUUGGAGGAGAACCGCAUGUCCUCUGUGGCAGCAAGCUGCCUCAGCCGCUGGAGUUUCCAGGGGGAAAUAUAACCCUGAUGCACCACUUCUCUCCCCAAGAGUUCCCUGUAUCAUUAUUUAUCCUAAGCUACGCCAGAGACUCAGGGGACUGCCCAGACACGUCGUUCCGAUGCCCCGAAGGUCGGUGCCUCCCGCUCUCCUGGCGCUGUAACGGGCAGGUGGAGUGUCUCGGUGACGGCCUCCACAGCGGCUUAGAUGAGGUGGGCUGUGACGAUUAUGUGGACUACCCAGAAGUUAAACCUGUGAGUUACACGGACAGAAUCAUAGGCCUGGACUCUGACAACAGCAGGACCAAUGACAAAAGCUGGGUCAGAUCUACGGAGCGCUACACCUUCCCUGAAACGUGGCCACGGCCCAGGGACCAGCCCACUCAGAAAGAGCUUGCUGUCACACCUACUCCCAUUGAGUGGCCCUGCGGAGGCCUUUUUCAGACCUUUUACGGGACCUUUGCUGCUCCGUCAUCUGUUUUUGGCACAAUGACCUGUAUCUGGACCCUGGACCCCGAGGACUCCAGGCCGCUGAGACUCGACCUGCAUCGCAUUAUGCUGGGCCACUUUGACAGAAUCACUGUCUACAACCAAGGGGAGGGCAAAGGAGAAGCCAUCAAAAAUAUCACCAGUGUUUUCAAUGGCAAAUCUGUCAAAGUAGAGUCCCACACCGGGCUCAUGUCGCUGGUUUUUGACAAAGCUGCCGAAUCCAUGGUGACCGGUUUUAAAGCCACCUUCCACGUGGGCAACUACUGCCCACCGUCGGAGACUCGGUGCGGGGGAUCAUCAGGGGGCUGCUUCACCAAGGAGCAACGCUGCGAUGGGAAGUGGGACUGCCCUGAGACCGGGAGGGACGAGCUGGGGUGCAGAGGCUGCAGCGAGAACCAGUUUGCAUGCGGGCUGAUGACACAGGGGGCGGUGGCGUCCAGACGCUACACAGGCACGCCGGUGUGUUACCCAGUGACGGAGCGGUGCAACUACCAGCUGUAUUGCACAGACGGUAGCGACGAGAAGGACUGCAGCGUCUGUCAGCCUGGGACCUUCCAUUGUGACAGCAACAGGUGUGUGUUCGAGAGCUGGCGCUGCGACGGCCAGGUGGACUGUAAAGACGGCACCGACGAGCUCGACUGCACCGUCAUGCUUCCUCGCAAGGUCAUCACCGCGGCAACGGUGGGCAGCCUCAUCUGCGGACUGCUGCUGGUCAUCGCCAUGGGCUGCACGUGUAAACUGUACUCGCUCAGGACCAGAGAGUACAGCAUGUUUGCUCCGAUAAGCCGUAUGGAAGCUCAGAUGAUCCAGCAGCAGGCUCCUCCGUCCUACGGCCAGCUGAUCGCCCAGGGCAUCAUCCCUCCAGUGGAGGACUUCCCCACAGAGAGUCCCAAUGAGGCUGCGUCUCUUUCUUUGAGGGGAAUCCUCCAGCUCCUCCGUCAGGACACCUCCAGCUCGCCGCACCGCAGACGCAGGCCGCGUUUCGUCCGCCGGGCCAUUCGCCGCAUGCGGAGGUGGGGCCUCAUCCCCAGAACUUCCAGCCGACAGAAUCAGAGCUCCAGCUCCAACCAGCAGGAGGGGAACUCCGCCUCCUCCAACCAGGAAGCGACCCAGUCCUCUCCCGCCAGAUCCUCGUCGGCCGUGGAGGCGGUCAACCAGCCGGUGCCUCAGAAACUUGGCCUUUUGGCUCAGGCAGAGCAGCAGCAGAUGACGGCGUGGGAGGAAGUUCCCGCCCCUCUCCUGCCGCUGUCCCCGCCGCUCAUCCUCUCCACUCCACCCCCUCCGUACGCUCCCCCAGCCCCCACUGCGUCUGCUCCUCAGACUCCUCCUGUCACCGUACCCCCAAGCAGCCCCUCCCUGGCCUCCAUCUUCCACACAAUAGGCCUGAGUAUGUCCCGCUUCAGAGCCUCCCCCUUCUCCUCCUCCACCAACUACAUGCCUCUCUCUGCCUCCCCCUCCUUCUCCUCCUCCUCUUCUUCAGAUGACGACGUGCUACUAAUCCCGCUGUCUGAGGACACCACCUCAGAGGAUGAUGUUCCCAUGCUCACCUGAAUGACUUCCUCACACCUCCCCCCUCCCUCACUCUUAACAAAUGAAACCCAGUCUUUCCACAUCUGACUUUGAGCACAGGAGCGCCCUGACCCCCCCCCUCUCAGUAAGACUCAUCCUCCUUGUGCACAUCUGGUGCCUUUUUAAAUCGUUUGACUUGUCGACACUUUAAAUCAAUUUUCGGACUCUUUAUGAGAACCUCCCUUAAAGAUGUAGAUGACGGCCAUAGAUGUUGAUUAGUUUUAGACGUGCACUAAGGGAAAUAAAGCUCGGCUGCGCAGAGAAGGGAGACUUUUGCACAGAAGGAUUCCCCCCCCAUCCAGCUACUGAGGCAGGUUACUGUCGGACUGAAAUCCUCGCAUCUGUGUGGUUGCAGCUGCGUGAAUGGGACUGCAUUUUAAUCGUCGAUGGCGGCGCGAUUGCCAAUAUGUGAACUGUCUGCGUACUUCUGCCACUCGCACCCAAAUCUGAGGUUAGCUGAAACACAUUAGCAGGAAAAAAAAAUCUCUCCCCAUCUAUUUAAAGUGCCUUUUAAGGAGUUUCCUGUAGUUUUAAGUAAAUCAAGACGUCCUGAAUCCACACUGCACACAGAAACACACGCAGGCUCGUAUUUGCUUCACGUGGAUGCACGUAUCAACACUUUAGUGGCUUCGUUAUAGCUUUUAGGAAAAAAAAAUAAUGCAUGCGUACUCUGCAAGCUGGCAAUAAUCUUUUUCAAAUAUUGUUUUAGUGCAAAGCUGUUGAAGUGAGUGGGUGAAUGUAAGCAACACAAGGUUAAUGUUUAUGAUGACAAUCUCUUCGGUGCCUGGUUUAGUUUCCCGUGUGUGUGGUGUGAAGUGCCCCCCCCCCUCCCCCCUGGCUAUGAAGAGACCCCCGAAAUUCUCCAGAUAACCUCAAAAUCUUACAGGACCAGAUUGCUUUCUGACACAGGAGACUUUUGGUGUGCCAUUCACGUUCUUAUCGUGCAUUUUAAGGUGUUUUUUAAUUUCAGAAAACUACAGUUCUUUGUUGUUUUUGUUUUUUUCUCCUUUAAGUUCUUUUCGUGUUUUAAUUUACUUUUGCUUCGUUGAAUGUAUUAGGGUCGAUGUGGAGUAGCCAGAAGUUUUAAAAUUUGCUAUGUAUUUAGGUAAAUAAAUAAAGUGGUUUUAUGCCUUUAAUAAGGUCAACCUCACUGUAUAUAAGUAAAAAUGUGGCUGAGAUUAAACAAUUUGCACUUUUAA
This is a messenger RNA of Cyprinodon tularosa, 3863 nucleotides long. It is a transcript of the gene lrp10, whose product is annotated as low density lipoprotein receptor-related protein 10. NCBI's taxonomy places the organism in Eukaryota, Metazoa, Chordata, Actinopteri, Cyprinodontiformes, Cyprinodontidae. The transcript is spliced from 10 exons. Bases 277 to 2646 code for a protein of 789 amino acids. Gene Ontology annotation, cellular component: plasma membrane. The record is from RefSeq and is a predicted model, not a curated record. Gene Ontology annotation, molecular function: protein binding.